CCCCGGAGCCUCGUCACAGUACAGUACGUGCAAUGGAGGAUAAAAAAACUAUCUCGACUUCAUGAAAACUAAUAUUUCUCAUAUGGCUCCUGUUUUCCGGAAUUUUCAUAAUCGCAUUGUCCACAAAUACUCGAUCGUCACGGAUGUUAUCAAAGGUGCAUGUACUUUUCCGCGAGUCAGUUGGCUCCAAGGACCGGACCGUGAUGGAAGCAUAAUCGAUAUUGUGAAACAUUCGAUAUAGAGCAGCAAGAAAAUAUGGCCAAAUUCGGCGUUAAGGCUGUCACACAGGUUUAACGAAACAUAAUCAUCAUUUUUUUAAAAUCAAUAAAUUAAAAAGAAACAUCACCGAUAAACGUGAAUGCCUGUGACGAGGAAUUGUACGGAUAUAUUAUGAUUGGGACGAGGGUAUGCGGUUACCUGUUUUUGUUAACAUUUUUGGAUUCAGUGCUACUAAUAAGGCCGUCCUUUCACGGUCACAACAAUGCAUUCGUCCAGGAUGACAAGGACGUUCAAUAUUUAUUGGACAAUAUACCCAUGUCCAUGCACAAGGAUUUUACUGGAUCAGUGCACGUGGCCGGGGAUGGAAUGGAUGACAAAGCGGUGCCAGAGUCAAUAUCCUACAUUCAAUUUGAGCCACGUGUCUUAGACUUCAAAGAAAGGCAAUUGGGAGUUCCCCACAAAAAAACCGUGACGCUGUUGAAUCGGGAUGCCAACAGGACGAUUCAUCUGACAUCCAUAUCGGGCAGUACACAGCACUUUCACUCGUCCUUUUUCCAGGAUAAAGUGAUUCCACCCCUGGGGAACACGACUUUCAACGUGAUAUUCCUCGGGAGGGAGGAGGGUGAAAUUGACAGUCAGCUGUACAUUCACACGUCAGAUGGAACCCUGAAAUAUCAGGUGAAGGGGUCAAGUGUCAGCAGUCCCUAUAGACUGCGACCAGUUGUCGGUGUCAAGCUGCCACUCAAUGCGUCAUUCACACCAUUAAUUUACAUGCACAAUCCGCAUUCGGAGCCCAUGCAGGUGGUAGAAGUGUACAGCAGCGGCGGUGAAUUCCAAUUGGAAUUGCCCUCGGGGGAGGCAGAGGGUCCCCGGGAACUCUGGGAGAUAGCACCAUACCAAACAAAACCAGUCAUAAGAUUACAUUUCAAUGCAUAUGUAGAGAAAAAUCAUACAGCGUACGUGAGAUUUAAAGUGAACAAUAGCGCAGAAAUAAUGGUAGUAGCAAUCGAAGUGGAAGUUGGAAACGGCGCUGGACUUCACUGGGGUGGUAAUUCCGCCUCAAUAAACCUGGGAAUGGGAGGAUCCCUGCAGUCCCCAACUCAUUAUCCAAUAGCCCUGCGAAACUCUGCGAAGAAGCCAGUGAAAGUGGUGAACGUCAUCAGUACACCUGUAUCAAAAGCCCUGAGAAUAAACUUCGAAUCGACUGUGAUACCGGGGGAGACAGAGACCCCCGUGACCAUAGGGACUUUAAUCUACGAUUGGAAAGCCGGCCUGGACCUGAAACACCUGAAGGGUAAACUCGUGAUAAAGGGAAUUGGCCCUGGUGGAUCUAGUCAGAAGCUCGCGAUUCCCUGGAUGGCAGACGUUCUUCAGGGUGGUUUAGAAAUAAACAAGACAGUGGCCCACUACUGCUCACCUCACUCGAAUCAACCCAGAAAUUUCAGUGUUGUUAAUAGAUUCAAAGUGCCACUGGCCAUCACCAACGUGUCCCUCUCGUCAGAGGCUAAAUCUCUUUUCUCCAUAAAGAACUUCAUUCCCAGAGUUCUGAGGUCUGGACAGAAGGCCAACAUAUUCACGCUGAAUCUCAACAGCGAUGGAAAGGGUGACAGCACCAAGCUGGAGUCAUCGAUAAUCAUUCACUCGAACGUAUCGACAACAGAGGUGCCACUGCUGAGUUACGAUGGAAAAGUCAAGAAAAUCAUCCCUGGGGAGAGGGAGAGUGAUCGUGGCACCAUGAAUUUUGGCACUGUUGGCAGUGGAACUGAGAAUGAAGCGAUAUUCGCGUUGGAGAAUCAAAAUCCAGUUAAUGUAGAGCUCCAUGGCUGGGGGGUAAAUAUGCCAGGGGCAGUGCUGGAGCUCAUGGGGUGUCAGAGUGGUCCCACCGACCUCUUCAACAAGGGCCUCAGAAAUAUGAGUGUAUGCAGCAAUUCUGGAAACCAGAGCAUCAAGCCUGGAUAUCUGGCAAUCUUCAAGAUCAAGGUGAAAACUCCGAUGAUCGAGGAGGACACAAUUGUUGGGGACGUCUUUGUAAGAACUACGUAUGAGAGACUGACAGUUCCUGUUUACAUGAGAGUCGCUCAUGGCAGAAUUUCCCUGAAGAAACUCACGUUCUCGGACUGUUUCCCCGGGUCCAUUUGCAUGCAGCAGAUCAAGAUUCACUCGACGUUCUCACGUUCCAUGCAAGUUACGGUGAUUGCUCCAGUGGAUAAAGAUAAUAGGGUGAGAUAUGUUCCCCUGGAGGAGUCUGAUAAUCUCCCGAUGAUAUCCAAGGGGGAGAAUCACGUGGGCACGAUCAGAAUUGAUCCAUCGGUGACGUGCAAGCCGCACUGCUACCUGGGACUGUCUCUCAAUACAACCGCUGGGAACCAGUGGCUCAAUACUAUGAAUCUACCCUCCCACACCAGGGACUCCGAUGUAAAUCUACUCAAUGCAAGGUACUCUCGUUACUUGAAUAUCUCAUCUAGCUGGGAUAACAUCACGAUGCGACUGGAUACCACUGAAGUACGUGGCCACAAGUUUUUCGUCAAUAUCAAACCAUAUUGGCCUUCUCUAGUUCUCCCGGAGGAACAUAAUCUCAAUAAUCAGAGGAAUAAAACCCUCCAGCCACUGGCGUUUCCCCUUACUCAGGUCGGUAACACAUCCUUCAAGAGUCUAACGAUUCACAAUCCUAGCAGCACUAAACCUCUCUUCAUUCAACUCGUCAUGGACUGGAGUUAUCCCCAAGGGGUUAGAUUGUACCACUCAUUGCCCAAUAAAUUUAAACCCCUCUGUUACGAGUGUCCAGCAACAAUUGAUGGAGAGUUCAAACUCAACGGCCAGCAAGAGGAUAGAAAUUCCUUUCAGAAAUUCUCACAUCUCGAGACCUCCGUAGACUCACUACCACUGUACCUCAAUCCUGGUGAAUCAAGAACAAUAAAACUCUCGUAUACACCAUCCUCAGCGACUUUCUCCUCAGGACUCCUUUACAUCAGGAAUAACCUGACGAUUCUUGAAGUAGUUCGUCUGGUGGGACGUGGGGCACACGCCCAAUUCAAAUUUGGAAACAGAAAGCCCAGUUCGAAUACUCCUUUGCUCUUUGAACUCGCUGAGAAGCACCUCAAGGAUUGCGAGCAGAAGGAAACCGCGAGGAAGAAUACACUUCCCAAUUUAACAGUCAAGCGAUCCUUCACUGCUAGAAACACUGGAGAAUUACCUAUCGAUGUUUAUGGGUUUUCCAUCAGUGGAAUUGCUUGCGAGGGGUAUGGAUUCAAGGUACUGAACUGCGAGUCUUUUAAACUUAAUCCAAAUUCAACGAGAAAAAUCGAGAUUGCUUUCACACCAGAUUUCACUCUAUCGAAGAUCGAGAGGGAGUUGAUGAUAUUCACUAGCAUAGGGGGUGAUGGACCAGACUCGGAUAGAGUGGAGAAUGGAGUAGUCAGGCUUUCACUUCUCACGACUAUUCCAGGGCAUAUUCUUGAGAGUUGUGCUGCUGUUUUGAUUAGACCAACGUGGGAACGACCUGUCCACUGGGCAGCAAUGGGUCUCUCCUCGAUUCUGCUAGUGUGCGUUCUAGCUGUCUCCUUUCUCGAGGCUGAUAGGAUACUCAGGGGAGCCUUGGAGAGCAUGUCGAGGAGUAGUCCAGUGCAGCCUCCUCUGGAUCUCAGACAACUGGCCACUCAGGCUGUAUCCACUCUUUCCAAGGACAAACUUAACGAGGAUAAUAACAAGGUCGUUGUGAAGAAAAAGGAGGAGCCUGACUGGGGGCUGAUGAAUGUCAAGAGAGGAGGGAAGGAAUCCAGGGGUAUGAAAAUACCAGACUGGUCAGCUGAGGAGGAGAAACGUUUUAAAAAUGAUACGGAAAUAAAGGACAAGUCCGAGCAAGUCCCUGAGGUGAAUCACGAGAGUGUCCAGAAGAUAGGGAAAAAGAAGAAGACAGUGGAUCCAGAGACCUCGGAGAAUCACGAGAAAGUCAAUAUUCCUGCGAAAGCCAGUCCAAUUGUCAAUAAAUCUCAUAAAAAAGAGGACAAGGGUGAGGAUGAGUCGGUGAAUACCGCGAAUGAACCCAAGGAUAAACGUAAAUUCGCACAGCACAAUAAUAGUGGUAACUCCACAAAUAAUCCUGGAACGUACAAAAAAUACGAGGGCAACACUAGUCAGAAACUUCAGUACUCGGAGGAGGAGACAUCGUCGACGACCACUGAGAGUUCCACACAGGAGGAUCAGGUGAGCUACAGCAAGGAGCAGAUUUACCAGAAAGCGGAUAAGACCCAGAGGAAGACGCCCCUCAAGAAAAACAAACAGCAGACGAGUCCAGUUUCGAAUUCAAUCGACUACAGGGACAACUAUGAGGGCGACUGUGACGACGAUGAUUACGAUAAAGAGCGUCAGGAUAAUUCAACAAGAUGGAAAACAAAUUCGGGGAAACUUGCGACGUCGACAAAGCAUCAUCAUCAUCAUCAUUAUCAUCAUCAUCAUCAUCACCACCAGUCGAGGGCAGCUGAGAGCUCUCUGGGGGGAUUUAAGCAGAUGAAGAAUAAGAAUCCAGUACGCAAAGAGAAGACCACGCAGAAGAGGCGGAUUGAUAAGCCAGUGAAACUCAGCAAUAAUGAGAUGAAGACAGAAACAAGACCAGUGGUCAGAGCACCCUCACCUCAGCCUCCACCUCCACCUCCGGCCUGCUGGGGGGAAAAUCGUCCCAGAUUCAGUGACGUCGUCACGAGGAAUCAGGAGUGCAUAUCCCCAGCGUUUAUAAUUAAUAAACCCCUAGUAAAACACGAGACACAAGUGAAAAAGAGUCAGGACGACCAUCAGAGGCAGUCGAUGGAGGUCUAUAAACCCAAACUUGAGAUUCACCCAGAGAUCAAUCUGCAGUUCACGUCCGAACAUUAUUCUGGGAUCACUGACACCCAGGAUAGAUUCUCUGAGCCCCUGAUGCUGGGAAAUCACGAGGAAUCCAGCAGUUACUUCAUGAAUUCAUUUGAGCCACAGUUCGAGCGCGAGCUCGUACCCUACGACGAUCUUCCUGAGACAGACGAGCCUCUGGUGGAGCUCGAAUGCCUCGAGGAGACCAGGUGUCCAAUCUGGGGGGAAAAAAAUCCCAUCAGUAAUUCGUUGGCCGAGGGGAAUUCAUCAGGGUAUGGGGUAAAUGCAACUCCCAAACAUGUUGACAAACUCUCGCCCCUUGUCGACACCUUCAGGGAUAAUUGGGUCACUGUUGAGACCAAUUGGGAGCCCCUGUAUACGAGGGGGGCGGUAGGGGAGGAGAGGAGUGGAGUCUGGGGGGUUAAUACUGGGGGUGUGUGGGCUGCUGCACCCUGGGGGGCUCCAACACCUGCACUCUGCCCUCUUCAAACCUCAUCUCAGCCAUCAGAUCACGAUUUACAAGAUCGCUCUGGCUUCGAUCCCUUCAGAUCUCUCAGUACAAUAUGGACCCCUGCAUCCACCUCCAACUGGCCCACCAAGAAUAAUUAACGGGGACUUGUUGAAUUCAAACCAAAACAGCACGGUUGUGAUUUAUUUUUUUUUUUCAUCUGUUAAUUCUCUCCUCGUCGCUUUCCAAGACAGUGCCAAGUGAUAAAUUGAGACGUGUAGAAUUCAAUAAUCAUUUUAUUACCCAUUUACCUCGAAAAUUAUGAAUUCGAUAUGAAAACAUUAAAGGACUUUUUUGGUGCUGAUUAAGUUUUUAACUUUUUUUUUUUGGAUCAGUCGAUAUUUAAUACAUCUGGCUAAUUCAACUCAUCUUGUUUUACUACUUCGGAACUGAACUACACUCGGUGAAUGAACUACGAAAUUAUCGGGUUUGAGAAGGUAAAAAUUUUUUUCUUUUUCUUGUGUAUCGAAGUACGAACGAAAUUGGAGGUAACAGCUGGACUGGAGAGUGGUGGAUUCGAUUGAACUGUACCUACUUUGUAAGACUGCUAAUUGUUGUGUUUCAAUAAAUCUCAAAUCUUCAGGA
Messenger RNA from Fopius arisanus, 6154 nucleotides. It is a transcript of the gene Tmem131, whose product is annotated as Transmembrane protein 131. The coding region runs from base 391 to 5670 and encodes 1759 amino acids. The transcript is spliced from 7 exons. Gene Ontology annotation, cellular component: membrane. The record is from RefSeq and is a predicted model, not a curated record. NCBI's taxonomy places the organism in Eukaryota, Metazoa, Arthropoda, Insecta, Hymenoptera, Braconidae.